CUUAUAUUCAUUUUUGCUGCUAGUAUAAUAUGAUGAUGUUGAAACGUGUAGAAUCAGUCUUAGUUUGAAAGCAUCUUAGAUCGCGCACGCGUCUGAUCAACUACUUAUUAGUCUUGUUUCCAAAAAUUGACUUAUUUGUUAAAUUAAUUAUUUUAAUUAUUUAGUGUGUUUUUUUAAAAUUCAUAAACUUGACGUCAUUUUGUACUUCUCCAAUUUGUUGUUAUUUAUGAUAGUGAUUUGAAAUUAAUACUGUUUGUUUUCAAAAGAACUGAAGUGAUUUUUGGUAACUUGUUUUGGUGAAAAAUAUAUUUAUUAAUUAUAAUGCUGGGAGAAUAUGAAGCUCAUACUGAUUAUUAUCCGCAAUGGCAUCAACCCUAUCAUUACGUCAGUCAAAGACCUUAUGAUUCCAUGGGUUUGUCCGACGUCGACCGUCAGCCAAUUUGCUGUGGAGGAGAUUCAGGCAUAUCCGGCGGUAGUUCUGACGCCGGAAGUGCAACGGCAUCAACUCCCCCAUUGCCAAUCGAAGAAUUCAGUGGUCAAGAUUCAAUAUACGGAUCUCCAAUUCAACAUUACUCUCACUCCAUACCUCAACAACUUUAUUCUUCAAGUUUACAUUACUCUCAGCAUCAACAGUACCAAGAACCACAUCAACAUCAUCAUCACCAUAAUUCAAGCCAACAGAAACCCGAUAUCAGAAGUCACAUUGAUUUUUCCAUGUCAGUAACUCAUCACCAAAACAACAAUAUAUCUACUGCUGGAUCUUCGGAGCACCUUCAGCUUAGUCUUCACCACCACAUGAACUCAAUCACUCAUGACACCGGUUCGACAUUAAUUAUAAGGCCUAAAAGAAGAAAUACCGCUAAUAAAAAAGAAAGAAGACGGACUCAGAGUAUCAAUAAUGCCUUUGCUGAUUUGAGAGAUUGUAUUCCAAAUGUUCCGGCGGACACCAAGUUAUCUAAAAUAAAAACUCUUCGAUUAGCUGCUUCUUACAUUGGAUAUUUAAUGGCCGUUUUGGAAAGUGACAAAGAAGAUGAACCUCAAACAUUCCGAGCGGAAAUUUUAUCGAGUAACAAAAGAAAUAAAUCGCAACACCAUUCGAAUGACGCGUAUCAGAAUGUAAGUAAUUUUUAUGAAGAAACGUCAAAAUGUAAAGGAAGAACUGGAUGGCCACAGCACAUGUGGGCACAGGAGUUGAAGCAAGAAUCUCCAUCAACCACGACGUCGGCAACUCUAACAGUCAGUCAGUUACAAUAGAAUCUUUCAUCCAGAAUAGAAUAUCUAUAGAUUUUAAGAGAGUUAUGUUUAAUCCAUAGUUUUUAACAAAAAGUAUAUACAUAAAUACUCAUGUAUAUAUCAUUCAAUUUUUGGAUUAGUCUGUAAAUAAUGUAUCCUAUGGUUUAUUAUUAAUUUAAGGCCAUCAUUUAUUAUUAUUACUAUUAUUUUAAAUGUGAAAAAAAAUUUUAUUUAUG
Messenger RNA from Microplitis demolitor, 1469 nucleotides. It is a transcript of the gene Hand, whose product is annotated as heart- and neural crest derivatives-expressed protein 2. Bases 322 to 1254 code for a protein of 310 amino acids. The transcript is spliced from 3 exons. Lineage: Eukaryota; Metazoa; Arthropoda; Insecta; Hymenoptera; Braconidae. Gene Ontology annotation, molecular function: RNA polymerase II transcription regulatory region sequence-specific DNA binding; DNA-binding transcription factor activity, RNA polymerase II-specific; protein dimerization activity. The record is from RefSeq and is a predicted model, not a curated record. Gene Ontology annotation, biological process: regulation of transcription by RNA polymerase II; developmental process.